UAUCGUCACUCGUUUAAUAGUGAAUAACGUCGAAAUUUUAGUAAGUGAAAUAAAAAUGUCGAAAAUGCAAGAUUCGAAUUAUAUGAAAAAAAAGAUAUCGCUAAAAGAGGCAUUGGAUUAUUUGGACGAAAUAACGUCCGAUGAUGACGAACCUAAAGUCAUAUAUAUAGAACCUCCAGAGACAGAAGAUGGUACUGUAAGUGGUGAGGAUGAUGGUCCAGAUGAAGAAGAAGCUACGCCGGAUAAUCUUUGCGCUGGACAGUUAAAAGCCGGUUGUGAGAUAGUAUUAGUGUCUGGCAAACGAAUUGAUUCAAUUGAUCAAAUUACGUUGAAAUCAGAUUCAGAAGAGUCGGAGUGUGAGUUUGAGGAAUUUGAUCAAGAUGAAAUUUUGAACGACGUUUUGGAAACUUCUAGUGCUAACAUUGUAACAGAUAUCUUGGACAUUUCCGACAGUGAUCCAUCAACUUCCGCACAAUCUUCUAAUAAUACUGUUACUUGUUUACGAAAAGUUACUUCAUUCAAGUUGACAAUCCCAAUUCCACCCUCUGAUAAAAAUACUAAAUUUGUUUGGUGUGAAGACAAUUGUUCUGCAAUGAUUCCGAUUUUUCCGCUUGCAAAUUACGAAGACUGCGGUGGAAUAAAGGCACACGAGCAGUUUGAGAAAUUUGUUGAUAACGAUUUGCUUCAACAUAUUUGUAAUGAAUCUGGAAAUAUGCUGUUUUUUAAGCAAACCCAACCCUAAUAUU
Diabrotica virgifera virgifera (western corn rootworm) is the source of this 746-nucleotide messenger RNA. RefSeq lists its product as uncharacterized. The transcript is spliced from 2 exons. Bases 56 to 742 code for a protein of 228 amino acids. Lineage: Eukaryota; Metazoa; Arthropoda; Insecta; Coleoptera; Chrysomelidae. The record is from RefSeq and is a predicted model, not a curated record.